AUCGGGUACCUACCUAAAAAAUAAAAAUAAUUUUAGCCACGUCCGUUUUGAAAUUCCGGAAUUUCCGUCGGAUUCGGUCUGAUUAGUGUCGUUCUGGAGAAUAUUACGCAGUCUUUAUGUUGUACAUGUUUGUUAGACAAAAUUUCCAACAUAAAACGCAGGUGUUUCUACCACGUCGUCGCGCAAUCGGUGACCCACAAAAAAAGAAAGCUUCUAGCUCUACUAGCCACCAUUUUCAUCAGUAGGAUAAGAGUGAAUCAAUUAUGGAGUAUCACGAAAGGCAUUAAACCACCACCCCCCUGCCGGGGUCAGCACCUUUCGGAAGAUAGUUUCUGCGGUUUUUGAGAAUCGGGUGAACCCGAAAAGAUUUUAAAACGUCCCGCUCCAGGGAAAAAAUCAUUUGCUCACAAUGGCCGGAAGCAGCUUGUUGAGUGUUUUCUUGUAUAAGGCAGCGAUGGAAAAGCGUCGACAUUUUUGGCGGAAUACGGUCAAUACUGUGGUUCCGAUUGUUUUCAUCCUGAUCUACGCAUUUACCCGUUCUGGAUUCCAACGGGGCGGGUCCAGUAGCAGCAGUGCCCUGACAUCAUCGGAUGAUUCAUUGACGCAAACUUUAUCACAGGACGAUCUAGUGGAGUUCUACCCAACCGGGCCGCACGUUAAGUUAUUGUAUGCUCCACACAAUGGCUUCACCGAGGAGUUGAUUGAGCAGGUGCGCCAAAAACUCUUCAUCACUCAUGAGCGAGUCGAGCAUUUUCCGACCGUGGACGAAAUGGAACGAACUCUGCUGUUCAGCCAGGAUUUCUACGCGAUCGCCUUCGGGACGAACACAUCGGAAGCUCACCUGUCCUACACUAUCCGUACUAAGAACAAUAACUUCCGUACCGGUGAGAUCUACUCCCGCGAUGUGUACGAGAGCUACCUAAAAGAACGUAAUGAGUACUUCGAGAGUGGCUUCCUGGCGUUGCAGUAUGCCCUCGAAAAGUCGUUUGUAGAAAUUCGAACGGGCCUAUCGGAAGAAACGUUGCCCGAGUAUCAGUACGAACACGUGCCACUCUUGGGGCAUAAAGCGCAAGAGUCGUCGGAAAUAUUUUUAGUUAGCAUGAUGCUGGCGGUCUUCAUAUCGGUUGCGUGCACCUACUUGCUGUUGGUUCCACUAGUCGAAGAAAAGGCUUCCGGGAUGAAAGAGUAUCUAAAAAUUGCAACACCCAGCAGCUACUGGAAUGAAGUCGCAAUUUUCAUUUGCACUUUUAUCCACUUGAGUUCGAUUGCAUUCAUUUGCUUGAUUGUCACCAUAAUGGCCAAGAUUUGGGAAGUUACCGCAGCACAGAUGGUGUUUGCUGUUGUUUUGUUACUUCUGUUCGUGAUUUGUACCAUAAGUUUCACCUUUUUCAUCAGCACCUUGCUAAAUUCCGUAACUAUUUCGGCCAUCGUUGCCCCCAUAUGUCAUUUUGUACCCGUAACAUUUGCUUCGGCUCAGAAACGGUUCGAGGGUCCGUUAGCCAUUUUCCCGAUGGUUGGUUACAAAGUUGGGUCGUCAAUUUUGCAUGAUUAUCAGAAUUCUUGGCAUAGUUUCAAAGCCGGCGAUGCACUUCGAGCGGAUUACCCCGGUAACGUGCGGAUAAGCCUGUUGUCAAUUCUAAUAAUACAGUUUUUCGGGAUAGUAGUUUGGAGCUUUCUAUGGUUUUACAUUUCCAAUGUAUUCCCCGGGCAGUAUGGAACUCCGAAACAUCGGCUGUUUUUGUUCGAUCGUACCUACUAUCAGAAAGGUAAGAACAAAAUCAACAGCAAGGGCCAUUCGAGAUUCAUGGAUGACAAUGAUAGCGAGACAAAGGGUGCGAUGGAAAAGAAUGAUCAUUUGGAAGUUGUGCUCGACAUUAAGAAUCUUCACAAGAUUUUUAAGACCAACUUCGGGACGCGAACGGCAGUCAAGAAUUUGUCGUUGAAGAUCUACAAGAAUAGAAUAACGGCACUGCUUGGUCAUAAUGGAGCCGGAAAGACCACAACUAUGAACAUUAUCACCGGAAUGAUAACCCGUACGUCGGGACGAAUAUCAAUUGACGGAGAAGAGAAUUCAAACAACUAUCGACAGCAGAUUGGCUUUUGUCCACAGCACAACGUUGCCUUGGGUUAUAUGAAUUGUCGGGAACAUUUGAAGUUUUUUGGAAGGCUUCGCGGUAUAACAAAAGAGGCAGCCGAAAAGAAGGCUAACCAAAUUUUGGAAAGAGUCAACCUUACCGAUAAGAGCGAAGAAGUUGUUUCUCAUCUUUCCGGUGGAAUGAAAAGGCGAUUUUGUUUGGCUAAUGCUAUCAUCGGAAGGACAAAGUUGCUUAUUCUAGAUGAACCCACUUCAGGAUUGGACCCGGAAUCUCGACGAGAUAUCUGGGAUGUUUUGCUUAAAUUGAAAAAAGAUCAUACCAUUUUGAUAACAACGCAUUUCAUGGAGGAAGCCGAUGUUCUGGGCGAUUGGAUUUCCAUCAUGGAAAAUGGAGAGUUGAUAGCCUUUGGAACAUCGAUAUUCCUGAAACAACAUUACGGAAAAGGAUACACUCUAAAGCUGUUGAAGAAAGAUAUAUUCCAGAAGGAAGCAGUCUUGGCUAAGAUUAGCGAGUACAUAGCUGGUGCCACCGAGAAACCUGUAGUAGAACCAGUGUUCGCGGUAACACUACCCUACUUGAGCAUCGAGCAGUAUGCGCCGUUGCUGAGAGAGCUUGAAGAAAAUAUGGACCAGUUCGGUAUUGCCUCUAUCAGCAUUACAAAUGCAACUCUAGAGGAAGUGUUCUUAAACUCCUCAUCCGAAAACAAAGCCUUGGAAAUUGGACCAAGUUUCGAUUACGAUACUCCUGACGCACCGAUUACGCCCCGCAGUUUAUCUGGUAAUUCUGCGAAUCCAAAACAGUACCAAAAUGAUAUGAAGAAAGUUGCGCUUUCCAUUCUGGAUAAAUGUGCGGCGAUAUACUAUAAAAAAUCUAUCCACAUCAAACAAAAUGCCCAUAUUUAUGGCUUCAUGUCAGUGCUACCGAUCCUAACGACUAUCCUAUGCUUUCUUCUGAGUAGCAGCUACUCACCGAUUGACUUCGAAUCGGUAUCGUUGCACCAUUCAACGGUGGCCAAAGCUUUUGUGGUGAUCGCUCUGAACGAUAAUGAUCGACCGUUCGAUGUAAACGCUCUCAAGAAUGGAUCUUACUUUCGUGAUCUUGACGUGAUUGUUGUGGAAGAACUUAGCAUUCGAGAAUAUCUGGCUGAAGAAGGUCGCAAGGAUUGGAACCGGUAUCACGAUAAAUUAGUCGCUGCGGUUGAAUUUAAUGUAAGCGAAAGGAGUUUGAAAAUGUUGCACAACAACAAUCUGUUGCACAGCUCUGGCAUAGGGGCCAACAUUGGAAGUAAUUUGCUGCUACAUUAUUACGGCUAUCCGCAGAGUGAGGUGACCGUACAGAAUAGUCCUUCGACGCGAAGACUAAAAGUGAACUCUCUAACGGCUUACUUGUUCACCGAAGUAAUUGCUUUGGCGUUCAUGUUUUACAUGUUGCAAUACCUACAAUUACCGUAUUUGGAAAUGUCCUCGGGCUUCCGUCAGGUGCAAAACAUCAAUCGAUACUUGUAUUGGGGUUUCACGUUUCUUAUGGACUUCCUGAUUCACGUGUUGAUUUGUGUGAUAGUAUUUUUCCUCGCACUGAAUAUGGAUCGAGAGAACUUAUUUACCCGGGCUGAGCACGGUCAAAUAUUGGCCGUGCUGAUCCUAUACGGUAUGGCCGGAUUGCUGGUCAUCUACAUCAUAAGCCAGUGCGUCGAUAAGAUGGAUACCGCUGUGACCGUCAUGAGUUACCUGGUAAUUGUGGGGGUUUGUGGAGUGUUUUUGUUAUCAGAUGGCUACGAUCGAAUUCGAGAGAAUAACGGCUGGAUUGGCAUACUCCACCUUAUACCGGAGUUUUCGCUGAAGCACUCCCUCAGGGUCGUUUACGAGAAUCAAAAAUUAACCAAGAUCCAAGCUCUGAUGAAGGAAAAUUCGAUAGAAACAAAGAAUGAUGCGAUUGAAUUAUUAGAUUUGGACUAUAUUUAUUGCAUUACACCAUUCGUUGUGAUCUUGUUGACAUUGAUACUAAACGAAAUUGUAGAAAAUAUCUACCGGAAAGAAAAAAUCCAAGAAAUGUGUUCAAAAACAGCAGCGUUUAAAAAAAGGUGUUUUAAAUGCAGUAGAAAGCAACUCAAAACUGAUGAUCAGCUAGAUUCAAUCGAGCUACAGUCAGCUGUCGUCGAUGACGAUGUAGACGCUGAAUCAAGAUUGGUGAAAGAUAUGACUUCGAAGGAACCUCAUGAUUUUGCACCUAAUACGAUCGUGGUUAAUGAUUUGUCUAAAGAAUAUCUGAGUGUAAAAGCUGUCAAGGGGAUCAGUUUUGCAGUGAAACGCGGAGAAUGCUUUGGACUGCUAGGAAUGAAUGGAGCCGGUAAAACAAGCACAUUCCAAAUGAUCACACGUAAUCUCGCAAUCACUAAUGGCGACGUCUACUUAAAUGAUCACUCAAUAAAACAGACAAGUUAUAGCGUUUAUAAGGACCAAUUUGGGUACUGCCCUCAGGGUGAUUCUCUGUUAGAUUUUAUGACACCAUUCCAGCUGAUAAAUUACUGCGCCAUGAUGAAGAACAUACAUGAACGGGAAAAUCUCAUCAAUCGAUGGUUGACCGAUUUGGACAUAUUGUCAUUUGCCCACAGUCGUAUCAACGAAUGUUCCGGUGGUACCAAAAGAAAAGUCAACACGUUGCUGGCCAUGUUAUGUAAUCCACCUAUCGUUUUUCUGGACGAACCCACGACUGGGGUGGACCCAAAGUCUAGACAUUUCGUGUGGAAUCGCAUCAAAACGCUCCAGCAACAGGAUCAAACCAUCGUACUGACCUCACACAGUAUGGACGAGUGCGAGGAACUGUGCAACCGGUUAACGAUCAUGGUUGCUGGACAGCUACGUUGCAUAGGAUUCAUACAACUAUUAAAAGAGAAAUACGGUAAAGGGUUCAAUCUAUUCCUCAAGCUCAAAUCAAUAGAACAGGAAAGCGAUCCGCUGAAACAGGAAAUUCUUGAAAGACUUUCGGGCGAACUUAAGGAAGAACACGAUGGUUUGCUCAAGUUUCUGAUGCCGGAACGAGUUCAACUGUCCACACUGUUUGCUCAGAUGGUUGAAAUCAAAGCGAAAUACGACGAGUUGAUAAGCACCUUUUCCAUCAAUGAAACAUCGCUUGAGGAUAUUUUUCUCAACUUUCGACCGAAGCCGAUAUCGCAAAACAGUUCAACGGUCGAUGAAACUGGUGAUCGUUCCAUGUUAAAAAAUCUAAAAAAAAUCAUUCACCUUUAAAGGGCCCCAUACAUUAUGCCAACAUUUGCGCAAAUGCGAUGGAAUUCAGCAAUUGCGAAUACAAAUCGAUCAUCUUUGGCGCUAUAUGAGUACAUGUGCAUCCGGUUUACGUGGGAUUGGUCAGAAUCGAAAUAUAACCCUCGUUGGAGUACGUGUUUCGUCAUGUUUGGUGCAGUUUGAGUAGAUUUUUGGCCAUUUCGGUAUUUUGCUACAGCAGCUUCAUAGACGAUCCAAUUUUUUUUCGCGAAGGCAAAAUUUCAUCGCAUUUGCUCAGAUGUUGGCAUGAUGUAUGGGGCCCUUGAAGGUUCCAAUACUUUAUGCAAGGGAGUAUGACGUUUGGCAUAACGCAAUUUGGCAAAUGUUCAUUUUGGCAUGACGGUCAUAUAAGCCAUUUGGCAUAAUUUAAUUUUCUUUUUCGUAGGAUCGCAUCAAAUUUCAGACAAAAUUAAAAAUUUUAUUUUAUUAAUUUCGCUGUCGGAGGUGACGGCCUUAUUACAUUGGUCUAGGUCUACUCGGGCCUCCUAGGUUUACCUGAAAGCUAUGGAUGAUCCCUUAGCCCCAUCCGUCGCGAAGGACAACAUUUCAUAAAGGUUCGAACGGACAGCGUAAGGAGCUGGUGUUUUAUUUUUAUUUGUCUGCAAUGUGUUGACUUUUUUACAUCCGCGAAAAGUGUGGCGUUCAGACCUAAGCUUAAAAUGACUCGUCACGCUGCGUGCCAAAUGGUCAUUUGCCAAAUGCUCAUUUGUCAAAUGGCUUUAUGCCAAACGUUAUAAUCCCCUUAUGCAAACAUGUGUGCAGAUUCGACAUUUCUACGUCGCCUGUUUGCAUAUAUGUAUGCUAGCCAAUACAGGAUGCAAACAGGUGUCAUAGAAACAUCGAGUUUGCACACAUGUUUGCAUAAUGUAUUGGAAUCCUUAAAGGUUAUGCUAUGCUAUUUUUACCCCUACUCUAUCUGUGAUUUAAAUCUUUCAAAUCAUACUCAAUUUUCUUUUCUGAAGGUGUGUAGAAUGGGAGAAACGCUCUAGUCUCAGUCCACAUCAUGGACUUGGAGAUUCCCUUAAUAACGAGCUAUUCGCCGUUCAACCUUACCGACGUCCCGUCGUUCAAUUUCAGAUGAGUAUACACGAGCUUCAUCUACACAACCUUCGAAUGGCUCCAUGUAGUUCCUCAUCGAGGUCACCUUGCCGCAACGAGGUUACAGCAUCCAUUUGAUGAAUUUUCACAUCCAAAAGAGCAGCAGCAACAGCCAUCAGGAAGUGCAACGUUUCAACUUCGAAGAGAGAAGGCUUUCUAUGGAAGCUUUAUUAUAAAAAAGCACAUCUGCUGAUGUUUGCAUAUCCACCUAUUCUUCAUUCCUAUACAAUUCUUCUAUCUAGAGUUUCUCGGCUUCAAAGAACAUAAGAAUUGAAAACGAUAGUCGAAACGAAGAACAGAAAAUAAUGGUGGUGGGCAUUGAAUCGGAUUCGAAACUCAGAAUUCAGAUGCAGAAUUCAGAUUCAGAAUUCUGGAUUUAUAUGCAGAAUUUAGAAUUUGGAUGUAGAAAUCAGAAUCGGAUAUGGAUUCAGAUUUCAGAUAAGGAAUUCAGAUGCCGAAUUUAUACGAAGAACUCAGAUUUAGGAUUCGAAUACCAAAUUCGCAUUCAGAAUUAUGGUUUUAAAUUUAGAUUCCAAAUUCAGAUGCAGAAUUCAGGUUCAGAAUUCGAAAUCCAUAUGCAAAACUAUGAAUUCAGAUAUAGAAUUGAGAUUCAAAAGUGAAUUCAUAUUAAGAAUUCAAAUUUAAAAUGCAGAAACAGAGUUCGGAUGAAGAUUUCAGAUUAGGAUUCACAUACAGAAUUCGCAUUCUUUUUUUUAUGAUUUUUAAUUUAAAUUCCCAAUUCAGGUCCAGUAUUCAUAAGCUGAAUGAAGAAUCCAGAUUCGGAUAUGAGUUCAGAUUUCAGAUUAAGGAGUCAAAUUUAGAAUUCAGAUUAAGGAUUCAAACACAGAAUUCGCAUUUAGAAAUAUGAUUCAAAAUUCAUAUUCAGAAUUCAGAUACAUAAUUCAGGUUCAGAAUUCAUAUGCAAAAUGAAGAAUUCAAAUGUAGAAUUCAGAUUCGGAUAUGGAUUUAAAUAAAGAAUUUAAAUUUAGAAUUCAGAUUCAGAUGAAGAAUUCUGAUUUAGGAUUCAUUUACAGAAUUAUGAUUUUAAAUUAAGUUUCCAGAUUCAGAUGCAUGAUUCAGGUUCAGAACUCAUAUGCAGAAUGAAGAAUUCAGAUUCAGGAGUUGCAUUCAGAAUAUAAAUAUAGAAUUUAAAUUUAGAAUUCAUAUUCAAAUAUUAGAUGCAUAAUUUAGGUUCUGAAAUCAGAUGUAGAACUCAGUUUCGAAUUUCAAAUUAAUAAUCCAGUUUUAGGAUUUUAAUACAGAAUGAGCAUUCAAAAUUAUGAUUUAAUAAGAUUGCAAAUUCAGAUGCAGGUUCAAGUUCCGAAUUCGCAUUCAAAAUUAUAAUUUUGAAUUUAGAUUAAAAAUUUAGAUUGAAAAUUCAGAUGCAAAAUUCGGGAUCAGAAUUCAGAAUUCAUAUGCAGAAUUAAAAAAUUCAGAUGUACAAUUCAAAUUUGGAUAUGGAUUUAAAAAAAAAAGAACACAAACAUAUACAGGAUCUCAAUGACACUCGGUUCAGUUUUGAGAUUAAGAAUUCAGAAGAAGAAUUCGAAUUUAGGAUUCAAUUUCAAAACUCACUUUCAGAAUUAUGAUUGAGAAUUCAGAUUCAGAAUUUAGAUGCAUAAUUCAGGUUCAGAUUCCUAAUGAAGAGUUCAGAUGUAGAAUGUUAAAUGAUGUACAUGUCUCUUGAUUUUUGGUUUUGUGGUGUACAGUUAAAAAAAACAUUUUGUUAGGAACAAUGAAAGCACCGGAGAAUAGGUUUACUUAGAUCUAUACACUUGUCGAAGGUGUCUCCUGAUCAUAUCCCUUUUCCCCCAUCCCUAAAAAAAUUUUUUUCGCUAGGAUGCAGAGGUGAUCUCGGUCCUAAAGCAUCAAUUUACAUUCUAUCAUCCCUUUCUCUUAUUUUCCUUUCUAUCUAUUAACUACUAGGACGUGGCCGGCGCCGUUAUUGAUGUAUAAAGAGAGAGCAUCAGUUUUGUUCAUUGUGAAUGUGCUGUCAAUCCCAGACACCAUUCUUUUGACCUCUGGGCAAAAUUGAUGGCCUCGGUCAAUCACGGAGUAGCAACCAUUGGUGAUGUAGAAUUCAUUCUACUGAACCACACCAGCGGUUAUGGAAUUCGAAAUGCUUUAGUACUAUUAUGAUGGAAUGAACUAUGGAUAGCAAAAACUUUAUAUCAAUUUAAAAGUAUAAUCCAAAAUUUUUAACGGCAUUUCGGGUUCAAUGACUUUAGGUGGAUGUGAGUAGUCAAUCAAGCUAAGCUAAGCAAAGAAUGAAGAGUUCAGAUGUAAAAUUCAGAUUCGGAUAUAGAUUUCAACUGAAAAAUUGAAAUUUAAAAUUCAGAAUCUAGAUUCAGGAUUGAAAUACGGAAUUCGCAAUCUGAAUUGUGAGUUAGAAUUCAAGUUCAGAACUCAGAAUUCAUAAGCAGAAUUAACAAUUCAGAUGAAUUCGGAUACCUAUGGAUUCAGGUUUCAGAUUAAGAAUUCAAAUUUAGAAUUAAGACUCUGAAUCAAGAAUUUAAAAUUCAGUUUAAGAGUUCAAAUUUUGAAUGCAGAUUCAAAAUCAUGAUUCAGAAUCCAAUUCAGAAUUUCAAUUUCAGAAUAUUUAGAUUCAGUAUUCAUCCUCCACACGACACGCUUUCUUUUACUUGUUACUGCUGCUAUUAAUCCUAUUUCAAUCAACUAACAACCACAGUCAUUCCUAAUCAUAUAAGAUUAACUCAACACUACUACUGAGUUUUAAGCGAAAAAGCCAGCGGCCUUGGCAUAGAGCUUAUACAUUGUAAGCCAAAGGCCAUGAGAUCGAAUCUCGAUCAUGGCACUUUUCUGGAAGUUGGCGAACAUUAGGUUGCAAUUAGGAUCUUCAAAAUGUUUGUGCACUUCAAUGCUAAACCAGUGUUCAACUGGCACUUAACAAUAAUGCCGGUGUAUCUGGAAGCACAAAGUAAAAAAAAAAUGACGAGGGGUAAUACUACAGAAGCUCUAACAAAUGAUUAAACAAGAUUGUGAAACGAUCGUUGAAUGUUUACACAAUACUGAGAACUUUUACUGAACAAACGGUGAGUAUUACCUAACAAACUGUGAAAGAACCCAAGGAAAUUAAGUAAUAGAUAUGUAUUCAAUCAGAAAAAGCGUGACGCAAACUUUUCAGUUUAGAGCUUAUAACAACACAUGUGCUAGGUGCAAGGACUAUAAAAAUCGCUCACUCAUCGAAACGCACAUGAGAAUGCUUCGCCGCCGGCUCGCUAUUCGUUUGUGCUCAAUACAAUCACGAAUAGCAACACAAACGAUUCUACGAUGGCAGUUUCUUUGUUGCUCGUUUUACAAAAUAUUCAUGAGCGAGUCUGAGCAACGGGAUCACGAGAGACUCGUAUUUGCUUCGUGAAAAUUUAGAUACCAAGCUUGCUGUUUGUUUAGAGGAGUAAGUACGUCAGUUCAAAGAAAAAGAAAAAGGAAUCUUUACCAUCCGUACCAUCCGGGCACCGAUCGUUUAAAGAUUGGCUUGUCCUACACAAGUGUACACUGUUGCUGUUGAUGUUAUUGAUGUUCCCUCAAGCUUGUAGCUUAAAAAAGUGACGCACAUUCUUCCGUAGGAAGCAAUAAUAACACCACUAGCAUGAAGGAAAUAUAUUCUUUUGGCUCGGCAUAUUUGCCUGAAAAGAAUAAUAACAUCACUAACAUGGAUUGGCUGUACCGGCCGUAUGCACACUGUUCUUCUUUUUUUUUCAAUUCCUGUUGGCCAACGCUGUUGAAAGCCAACACGGCUUGGCGUCAGUAUUGUUGCUGUUAGUGUUUUUUAAGCUCAAGCUUCGCAAAGGGACGAAGAUUUUUCCACGGGAAGAAAUAAUAUCAUUACUAACACGGCUCAUGAGCGGGUUGGUAAAAAUUUUCACGAACCAGCUCGCUGCAACGCAAUCGUCGGGUUGAUGCUCAACUUUGUGUGCGAAGAGGGAAGCAAAAUAAAAAGGAAUCAGGAACCUUGUUCGUGUUUUCGUUUUGGUCGGGAUUGAUUCGUGAGAACAGGAGAUUCUCGCUCACACCUCAUUCGCGUUCCACGAAAUUCUUAUGAGCAAAAAUCGGAGCGAUGCAGGUUCCGUCGCUCGUAUGAAUGAGUUUUUCAAUCCUU
Molecule: messenger RNA, 10595 nt
Organism: Uranotaenia lowii
Lineage: Eukaryota; Metazoa; Arthropoda; Insecta; Diptera; Culicidae
Product: ATP-binding cassette sub-family A member 2-like
Exons: 6
Coding region: 410-5341 (1643 amino acids)
Biological process (GO): transmembrane transport; lipid transport
Cellular component (GO): intracellular membrane-bounded organelle; membrane
Molecular function (GO): ATP binding; lipid carrier activity; ABC-type transporter activity
Source: RefSeq, a predicted model, not a curated record